Caenorhabditis sp. 36 PRJEB53466 is the source of this 1265-nucleotide messenger RNA. The record is from the annotation of a GenBank genome assembly. Lineage: Eukaryota; Metazoa; Nematoda; Chromadorea; Rhabditida; Rhabditidae.
AUGUCUGAACUGGAGUGGGGCGAUAUCCCAAAAGAUAUAGGACUCCAUGUUGUGCAUUGGCUUGACUUUCCGGCGAGGUAAUUUCACAAUAUUUCACAAUUGAACUAUGAUUUCCGUUCUCAGACAAGCUCUCGCCAGAUGCUCCAAAGCUGACAGAGCCCUGGUGUCUGGUGCUCCGUGGAUGUUCCCUUGCUUCCGGUACUUGGUGAAUCGGGAUUCGAAAAAGGUAAAUUUCGUCAGCCAGUCACCACAAUCAGUCUUUUUCAGGGCAUGGAAGUGGAGCAUAGUUACCGGAUGGACAUAUUUGAAAAGAAUGAAAAUGGGACACUUGUGGAGAAAAAAUACAGAUUGGAAGAGGAGACGUAGUUAGAAUGAGACUUUUCUGUGAAUUUAGAUAUAUUCGCUCAUUUCAGACCAAGAUGGACGACGAAAUCAGAAACAGUCGUGGAAGAUUCAGAUUGGCAAGAAUUGGCCAGCGGUCGGCUCAAUGAGAUGCUCAAGAAUCAGCAUUAUCAAGUGGACGAGAUCGAAAUGGAUCUGGUGAGUCGAAUUUCGUGCUUAUUUUUCAAAAUGCAUUAUUUCAGCACUCAAAACCCCCCGUUUUCUCUCGCAUCGUCACAGUCAACGUCUUGAAAAUAAGCGCCGAAAUCCGGCCUAUCCCCCCAGAUCUUCUCAUCGAAAUGAUGAAAUCGAUCCGUCCGAGCAUAGAUUGGCUUCAGUUUCGGUUGGGUUUCAAAGUGCCGAAAGGGUUGGCCGAAUUGGAAUCGGUUGGAACCAUCGGUAUACUGAAAUAACGUUCAGUUGUGUUCAGGUGAAGAAGGCAAGAAGACUGGUUUUCUCGGAUGGCAGCACGGUUACGGACGAAGAGUUACUGGCUCUUGAGGCGCAUUUCUUGGAUAUUUACUCAUCACAAAUCACGAUAAACGGCAUCAACGUCUUCCUUCAUGUACUUUGCUAGUUUUGACCUGUAUCUGGAAUUUGUCUUUCAGAAAAGAUACGACUUGGGACAAGAAUGUGACUUCAGCAUUAAUGUGUCCGGAGAUGGACGUAUCGACAAGGGAUUCGAGUGUGUUCCGAGCGAUGACAGGCUUGAAAACAUUUUUCAAUCCACAUGUAACGAUCAAAAAUUCAGAAAUGAAUCCAUGUCAAAUUGGCCCAAAAAGUUCGUGCUGACCAAACCGGGAAGUGAGUUCGUUUGUUACCUGAACGAUUUGGAAGGGAACACCAUCCGAGGGACGAUUGCCAAACGCCAACUUGUUGUUUGA